AAAUUGAUAGCUUCUAGCUAGCUACCCCCACUCCCCAUGUCUCUUUGAAUUCUAUAACUUACGUAGUACUUUUUAAUUUUGUUUUUCUUUACUUUUUAAGAUCAGGGAAUAUAAUAAAAGACAUUGUUGCAAUCACAAAUUUGCUAUAUCUCUCUAGCUUAAAGAAGAAGAGAAAAGAGUAAUAAUGGAGGAAGACAAAGUAGGAAGAAGUGGAAAGGAAAGAAAAUCGAAGGGGAUAACAACAAUCUUUUAUUAUGCAGAUUGGAUCGAUUAUCUCCUAAUGAUUUCGGGUGCCAUUGGAGCUAUUUGUGAUGGAAUGUCCAUAAACUGCCUCUUAGUCUUUGCUAGCAGCCUUAUGAAUAGCCUAGGCUUUGGCCAAAACCAACACAAUAAUGCUGAUACCUUCAUGUCUAAUGUCCAAAAGUGUAGUUUAUACUUUGUUUAUUUGGGACUAGCAGUCAUGGUGUUAGCUUUCAUGGAGGGAUUCUGUUGGAGCAAAACAAGUGAGCGACAAGUAUUGAGAAUUCGGUACAAGUAUCUUGAAGCCGUACUUAGGCAAGAGGUUGGGUUCUUUGAUUCACAAGAGGCUACUACUUCUGAAGUUGUGAAUAGUAUAUCCAAAGAUACUUCACUUAUUCAAGAAGUUUUAAGUGAGAAGGUGCCAAUAUUCUUGAUGCACUCAUCAUCAUUCUUAUCAGGAAUUGCAUUCUCUGCUUACUUCUCCUGGAGGUUAGCAAUAGUAGCAUUCCCAACAGUAAUACUAUUACUCAUUCCAGGUUUGAUCUAUGGGAAAUACCUUCUAAUUUUGUCAAAAAAGUCCUACAAAGAAUACAGUAAAGCCAACAACAUUAUAGGAGAGGCCUUAAGCUCUAUCAAAACUGUGUAUUCCUUCACUGCUGAGAAGACAAUUCUGGAAAAAUACGCUCUCAUCUUGGACCGAACAUUAAAGCUAGGGAUUAGGCAAGGGAUUGCGAAAGGUUUGGCAGUUGGAAGUACGGGGCUUGCUUUCGCUAUAUGGGCCUUUAUUGCUUGGUAUGGAAGUCGACUUGUUAUGUACCAUGGAGAAACUGGUGGCAAAAUUUAUGCUGCUGGUGUUACAUUUAUUAUGGGAGGAGUAUCACUUGGGAGUGCACUCCCAGAAAUGAAGCAUUUCACAGAAGCUUCAGUAGCAGCAUCAAGAAUAUUCGAGAGGAUACAUCGGACUCCAUUAAUCGAUGGUGAGGCUACGAAAGGCCUCAUUCUAGACAGAGUUCAAGGAGAGAUACAAUUUGAGCGAGUUAAAUUUACUUAUCCCUCUCGUCCUGAUACCAUUAUCCUCAAAGAUUUUGACCUUAAAGUGGAAGCAGGGAAGACUGUUGCCCUUGUUGGAGCAAGUGGGAGUGGGAAAUCUACUGCUAUUGCCUUACUUCAGAGAUUCUAUGAUGCCAAUGAAGGGGUUGUAAAGAUUGAUGGCAUUGAUAUAAGGAGGUUGAAGUUGAAAUGGAUUAGGGGGAAAAUGGGGCUUGUUAGUCAAGAUCAUGCUUUGUUUGGCACUUCUAUCAAGGAGAAUAUCAUGUUUGGUAAGCUUGAUGCUACUAUGGAUGAAGUUAUUGGUGCUGCUGAAGCAGCAAAUGCACACAACUUCAUUAGACAACUUCCUCAAGGCUAUGAAACCAAGAUUGGUGAAAGAGGUUCACUUAUAUCAGGAGGUCAAAAGCAAAGAAUCGCGAUUGCUAGGGCAAUUAUCAAGAACCCUGUCAUUCUUCUCUUGGAUGAAGCUACAAGUGCAUUGGAUUCAGAAUCUGAAACUCUAGUUCAAAACGCACUCGACCAAGCUUCACUUGGCAGAACUACUUUGGUAGUCGCACACAAGCUCUGCACAGUGAAAAAUGCAGACGUAAUUGCAGUAAUCAACAACGGAGAAAUCAUGGAGAUGGGAUCACACAAAGACCUUAUGCACAAAACCAAUGGCCAUUACGCGAAGCUAGCAAAAAUGCAGAAGCAACUCAGCUGCAAUGACAUUGACCAUGGUUAUGAACCAGGUGUUACUUCUUCGGUUCCUAGAAGUGCAGGAAGGCUAAGCACUGCGCGAUCAAGUCCUGUUGUUUUCACUACACCAUUACCUGAUUUUGAAGACUCAAAACUAUCAACAAAAAAGAAACUUUCACCUUCAUUUUCACGGCUUCUUUCCCUUAACUCUCCUGAGUGGAAACAAGGCCUAAUCGGAAGCCUAUCUGCAGCAGCCUUUGGCGCAGUGCAACCUACCUAUGCCUUAACAAUAGGUUCAAUGAUAUCUGCAUUUUUUGUAACAAAUCACGAGGAAAUGAAGGCGCGAAUCAGAAACUAUUCCAUCAUUUUCUCACUUCUUUCUAUCUUUUCCAUCACAUUCAACCUCGUUCAACACUCGAGUUUUGCCUACAUGGGGGAGCGCCUCACUAAGAGAAUCCGCCUGAAAAUGCUAGAAAAAAUCCUGAGUUUUGAGACUGCUUGGUUUGAUGAUGAGGAGAAUUCUAGUGGAGCAUUAUGCUCAAGACUAAGCAACGAGGCGACAAUGGUUAAAUCCUUAGUAGCAGACAGAGUUUCUCUCCUAGUUCAGACCAUUUCAGCUGUAACAAUUGCAAUGGUAAUGGGAUUAGUCACAGCAUGGAAGCUCGCGCUUGUAAUGAUCGCGGUCCAACCCAUCACCAUCCUUUGCUUCUACACAAGAAAAGUUCUACUCUCUAGCAUAACAAAUAACUUUAUAAAGGCACAAUAUCAAAGCACACAAAUCGCGGUUGAGGCAGUUUAUAACCAUAGGAUAGUGACUUCUUAUGGGUGUGUAGGGAAAGUACUCGAGUUAUUUGAUGAAGCACAAAAUGAGCCUAGAAAGCAGGGGAGAAAGAAGUCAUGGUUAGCCGGGAUUGGUAUGGGUUCUGCACAAGGACUAACAUUUAUGUGUUGGGCAUUGGAUUUCUGGUAUGGAGGAAAGUUAGUUGAAAACAAAGAGAUUUCUGCUGGGGAUGUUUUUAAGACUUUCUUUGUGUUGGUUAGUACUGGUAGGGUUAUUGCAGAAGCUGGGAGUAUGACUACUGAUCUUGCUAAGGGUUCAGCUGCCGUUGCUUCGGUUUUUCAGAUUCUCGAUCGGAAUUCUCACAUUCCGGUGUCUUCGUCAGUUUCUCAGGGCGGAGGAGGAACUCCACCAGGGACAAAACUAAAAAGGAUAACAGGAAGAAUAGAGCUAAGGAAGGUAGACUUUGCAUACCCAACCCGAGCAGAGAGCGCGAUCCUACGACAAUUCAGCCUAGAAGUGAAGGCAGGAACAAGUGUUGGGUUAGUAGGGAAGAGUGGGUGUGGGAAGUCAACAGUAAUAGCCUUAAUCCAAAGGUUCUAUGAUGUUGAUAGAGGAUCAGUCAAGGUAGAUGGGGUUGACAUAAGAGAGUUGGAUGUGGUUUGGUAUAGAAAGCAUAUGGCACUUGUUAGUCAAGACCCUGUUAUUUAUUCUGGAACUAUUAAGGACAAUAUUCUUCUUGGCAAGGUUGAUGCUACUGAGACUGAAGUUGUUGAGGCUUCCAAGGCUGCUAAUGCUCAUGAGUUCAUUUGCUCCUUGAAAGAAGGGUACCAAACAGAAUGUGGGGAGAGAGGUGUACAACUUUCAGGAGGUCAAAAACAAAGAAUUGCUAUAGCAAGAGCAAUACUCAGAAACCCUAGUAUUUUGUUACUUGAUGAGGCUACUAGUGCUUUGGACAUGCAAUCUGAGAAGUUAGUCCAAGAAGCCUUGGAUAGAGUCAUGAUAGGCCGAACCACCAUCGUGGUGGCUCACCGCCUUAACACCAUCAAAAACCUCGACACCAUUGCCUUCGUUGAGGAAGGCGCGGUGGUGGAGCGUGGAACCUACACCCAACUCAAACACAAGCGCGGCGCUUUCUUCAACCUUGCUAGUCUACAAACCUUGACUUAAUUAAGGUAUGGAAACUAAUUAGAUUAGCCCACUAUUUAUCUGUUUUGUAUAAUAGACCAUCUCCUAUAUACCAUGCAUAAAUGUGCAGUAUAUAUAUUGUACUACCACAAUAUGUAUUUGUCUUGAGUUGUAGUGGAUCUUGGGAGAAGUUGUAUAGCCAUGGCCCAUUACAUAAGUGUGAGCCUAAUUUUAACAUUGAUGACUUAGCUACAUUCUCUUUACACGAAAUGAGGUGUUAUGAUCUGGUUUUUUAA
Spinacia oleracea (spinach) is the source of this 4170-nucleotide messenger RNA. Its product is annotated as putative ABC transporter B family member 8. Gene Ontology annotation, cellular component: membrane. NCBI's taxonomy places the organism in Eukaryota, Viridiplantae, Streptophyta, Magnoliopsida, Caryophyllales, Amaranthaceae. Gene Ontology annotation, biological process: transmembrane transport. The transcript is spliced from 9 exons. Gene Ontology annotation, molecular function: ATP hydrolysis activity; ATP binding; ABC-type transporter activity. Bases 185 to 3916 code for a protein of 1243 amino acids. The record is from RefSeq and is a predicted model, not a curated record.